This is a messenger RNA of Paramisgurnus dabryanus, 921 nucleotides long. RefSeq names its product homeobox C13a (gene hoxc13a). The record is from RefSeq and is a predicted model, not a curated record. Lineage: Eukaryota; Metazoa; Chordata; Actinopteri; Cypriniformes; Cobitidae. Gene Ontology annotation, molecular function: DNA-binding transcription factor activity, RNA polymerase II-specific; DNA binding. Gene Ontology annotation, biological process: regulation of DNA-templated transcription.
AUGACGACUUCGCUGGUCCUGCAUCCACGCUGGGCGGACACCUUGAUGUACCUGUAUGAAAAAAGCCCGAAUGAAAAUAAUCAGAAUAAAAGCCAAAUUAUGGAGGGAUUAAGCGGGAAUUGCCCUGCGACUCACUGCAGGGACCUGAUCUCACACCCUGCGUUGGGAAGGCAUUCCGGCACCAUAGCGACUCACCAGGGAUCCGUGUACUCGGAUAUAUCUUCCGCUGACACAGGGCGACAGUGCCCCGCUCCACAAACGUCAUCUAGCGCCUCUCUGAGUUACGGCUACCCAUUUGGAAACCCUUACUACGGCUGCAGAUUAUCUCACUCGCACAACGUGAACUUACAGCAGAAACCUUGCUCGUACCACCCUGCAGAGAAAUAUGCCGAGCCGAGCACCACUUUACCCACAGAGGAGCUCUCCAGCAGGGCAAAGGAGUUUGCUUUCUACCCGAGCUUUGCCAGCUCGUACCAGGCAGUUCCAGGAUAUCUUGACAUGUCGGUGGUUCCCAGUAUUAGCGCACAUCCAGAGCCACGUCACGAUGCGUUGAUCCCAAUGGAGGGAUAUCAACACUGGGCUCUGUCGAAUGGCUGGGAUGGGCAGGUGUACUGUUCAAAAGAGCAAACACAGUCUUCUCAUCUUUGGAAAUCUCCAUUCCCAGAUGUCGUUCCAUUGCAGCCCGAAGUCAGCAGUUAUCGUCGAGGGCGCAAAAAACGUGUACCUUACACCAAGCUCCAACUGAAGGAACUGGAAAAGGAGUAUGCAGCAAGCAAAUUUAUCACCAAAGAUAAGAGACGGCGCAUCUCUGCUACAACCAACCUUUCAGAACGGCAGGUUACUAUUUGGUUCCAGAACCGCAGAGUGAAGGAGAAGAAGUUUGUCAGUAAAUCCAAGACAAAUAAUCAUAUGCACACUUGA